AUGUAUCUCUCAUUAUUUCUUCAAUCACGUUUUAUUUUUAUUCCUCUUAUUUCUGUCGUUCUUUAUUUAUUAUUAUUUUCUCUGUUUCUUUUGUCCUCUUUAUUUGUAACCGUCUUUUUCGCCUUUCUUUCUUUGUUCCUUUCUCCUUCCUUCAUUCUUUCCUUCUUUCCUUUCAUUCAUUCUUUCUUUCUUUCUUUCUUUCACCCUUUCUUAUUUCCUUUCUUUCUUUCAUCCUUCCUAACUUCCUGUCUUUCGUUGUUUUCUUUCUUUCUUUCUUUCUUUCUUUCUUUCUUUCUUUCUUCUUUCUUUCUUUAUUUUCUUUUUUUCUUUCGUUUCUUUCUUUCAACCUUCCUUACUUUCUGUCUUUAUUUUUCUUUCUUUCUUCCUUUUUCCUUCCUUCCAUCCUUCCUCUUCUUUCAUUCUUUAUUUCCUUUCUUUCUUUCUUUCUCCUUCCUUAUUUCCUUCUUUCCUUUCAUCCAUUUUUUGUUUCUUUCUUUUUCAUCCUUUCUUAUUUCCUUUCUUUCUUUCAUCCUUCCUAACUUCCUGUCUUUCGUUGUUUUCUUUCUUUUUUCUUUCUUUCUUUCAUCGUUCAUUACUUCUUGUCUUUCAUUCAUUCUUAAUUUCUUAUUUCCUACUUUCUUUCUUUCUUUCUUUUUUCUGUCUUUCUUUUUCAUUUUUCUUUCUUUCUUUCAUCCUUCCUUACUUUGUCUUUAUUUUUCUUUCUUUCUUCCCUUUUCCUUCCUUCCAUCUUUCCUCUUCUUUCUUUAUUUCCUUCCUUUCUUUUUCUUUCUUUCUUUCUUUCUUUCUUUCUUUCUUUCUUUCUUAUUCAUUAUACAUGUGUUUCAUAACGUUUCAUUAUUUUUCAUCUCCCCUUAUGUUUUUAAUCCUUAUUCAUUCAUUCAGUCGUCCAUUUAUUUCCUGGCAUCUUUCUUUCAUUACAUUUUUUUUCUUUCUUUAAUUAUUCAAUUUUUCAUUUCUUUAUUCCUGACCAAUUUAACUUUAUUACUUGGUCUGUUAUUUAUGUUCACUCAUUCCUUAUUUCCUUCUUUAUUUCACAAACAUCCUUAUUUCAUUUUCUCUGUCAAUUUUGUUUCAAUUUUGUCGUGCCAUUGUCAAUUAUUAUUUAAUUCUUACCGAUUUUCGUAUUUCUAUUUCUCAUCAUUUUUCAAACUUCCCCACUCUUUCUUUUCAUCCUUUCUUUAUCUCGCACUAUUUUCCUUUUUUGUAUAUCUUCUAUGUUUAAUCAAACUUACCACUCUUCCCUUUACAUGUCUCUCUCUCUCUCUCUCUCUCUUAUUUCUUUGUUUUCUCCAAUCAAAUUUGUGUUUCAUUUCUUUCUUAUAUCUCUCUCGCUUUCAUUCAUUCAUUCAUUCAUUCUUUCUUUCUUUCUUUCUUUCUUUCUUUCUUUCUUUCUUUCUUUCUUUCUUUCGUUUGACCGCUCAUUUUUGUUUUCUUUUCUCUAAUAUUUUUCAUUUUCCUUCAAUAAACUUUCCUUUUUUAUUUAUUUCUUUUUUAUUUAUUUCUGUAUUUCUUUCUGUCUUUCUUUCUUAUUUGCCACAUUUAUUCUUAUUUUUUCUUUCUUAA
Acanthosepion pharaonis is the source of this 1584-nucleotide messenger RNA. The record is from the annotation of a GenBank genome assembly. Lineage: Eukaryota; Metazoa; Mollusca; Cephalopoda; Sepiida; Sepiidae.